Fusarium tjaetaba is the source of this 1086-nucleotide messenger RNA. RefSeq lists its product as uncharacterized. Gene Ontology annotation, cellular component: mitochondrion. The transcript has 3 exons. Lineage: Eukaryota; Fungi; Ascomycota; Sordariomycetes; Hypocreales; Nectriaceae. The record is from RefSeq and is a predicted model, not a curated record. Bases 1 to 1086 code for a protein of 361 amino acids.
AUGGAUUCCUGGUUAACCCGACGCAAGGCGGCUGAGAUUAGCGCAGCCGCACCGCUCACCGCGACGGCCCACAAGGUGAGCUUACGCGAGAUUUCAUUGGACAUGCGACAUGAUCGUUUUCGUGAUGAUCGCAAGCAUUUUGCGAUUUUGUUGAGGAAUGCCUUGUCGGAGGAUGACGGGUUGGGUGAUACUGCUACCUACGUCGCCCUGCAUGGCUGGUUUCACGGUGUUUCGGUGUCUCGCUUUUCCAAUAUUCUCAAUUCAUUUUGGACCAUCAAAAUGACGGAUGUUAUGAGUAUUAGGGAGCAGCAGCGCUGUACGCUUCAGUACUUUGCUGUUGACCUCGCGGCUGCGGCUUUCGCUUCUGCUUUGGUCACUCCCUGGGUGACAGCCAUUGAUAAGCUCGUCUUCAACAAAGCAACAAGCAAUACCUCCAUCAAGUCAUCCAUGCGAAAGUGGGCAUCCAAACCCAAGGCAACAUUUGCUUCUCUCUUCAUACCAUUCCUCGUCUACUUCGGAACCUACGCAACCGCCAACAUGUUCGAUUCCUUCAACGCCGUCCAAUACGACUGUGACCCCUCCAUCGUCUGCUCGUCUCCCGCCAAGUUCGCCGCCACCACGACCGUCAGUUCAGGGCUGAGUAUAUUCAAAGACGCCUACUUUUCGAGAAUGUCCUGUGGCAUGUCGACUCCUCUGCUGAGUUAUGCACUGUUUACCCUGCGAGAUGCGGUGACUAUAUACGCUUCGUUCAACCUGCCUACCAUGAUUGCUCCUAAGCUUGCCGAGUUCCCCUUCGCGUCAAUUACCCCGUUUGCCAACAUCUUUCAGUCUGAUGAUGCAAGGCUCAAGAUGGCUCAGCUGUUUAUGCCAGCUGCCUCGCAGGUAGUCAGUACUCCGAUUCAUCUGCUCGGUCUGGACGUCCAUGCUCGUCAAGUUCGCAUGACGAUCAAAGAUCGGAUCAGUGUCAUUAGGCGCUACACUGGCUUUGCUACACCUUUACGUAUGAUACGAGUUUUACCUUCUUUUGGUAUUGGUAGUGUAGCCAAUACUGGCUUUAGAAGGAACAUGAUGACUCGGGUGGUUUGA